This is a messenger RNA of Microcebus murinus (gray mouse lemur), 1532 nucleotides long. The record is from RefSeq and is a predicted model, not a curated record. NCBI's taxonomy places the organism in Eukaryota, Metazoa, Chordata, Mammalia, Primates, Cheirogaleidae.
CACAGUUCAGCACAACAGGUAUUUUUGUCUCCAUUUACACCUGGGACUACUACUGGGGAGGGAGAUUGUGUGGGAGCCAGCCUGAGUCAGGAUUCAGAUACGGGUCUGUCUGACUCCAGAGCCGGUGCUUUGCCAGACGGAGGACUGAUCCCUGUGAAUUCAGGCUGGGGUGAGCCCACUAACGCUGACCCCGUGGGCACUCCCUGGGGGGAGGCCCAGAAAGCACCCUGGGACAACGCGCCUUGCUGGCUGCGUGGCGGAGCUGGGUGAUGGCACUCUGUGUCUCUUUGUCUAGGAUGGCGCACCCUAUUCUGUCCCUCUGGCUGCUAGUGGCUGCACUGGCUCCUCAUGCCUGUGGCCAAUGGAUUUCUGACCACAAAAAUCAGCCAAUCCGAAGGACCUCGUCGGCCUCCUUGGCUUUCCUGAACAAUUCCCACUUUGCCUUCAGCCUGUACCGACAGCUGGUGGCCCAGAACCCAGGCAGGAACGUUCUCUUCUCCCCACUGAGUUUCUCCAUCCCGCUCACUCUGUUGGCCCUCCAGGCCAGGCCGGAGGUGCGCACUCAGAUUCUGAAGGGCCUGGGGCUUAGCCGUGCCUCGGUCCCAGAGAAGCAGGCCCCUGUGUACUACAGCCAGCAACUCCGCUCCUUCCUGCCGUCCCGUGAGGAAUGCCACAUAGACAUGGACAGCCUGCUGUUUGUGGACCUGAAGGUAACAGUGGUGCCGAAGUUUGCUGAAACUGCCCAGAGUCUGUACCGCACGGAGGUCUUCCUCACCUCCUUCGAGAACGAAGAGUUAGCCAAGGAUGAGAUGGACUUCUUCGUGAGGAAGAAAACUCAUGGCAAAAUUGGCAAUCUUUUCCAGGAGUUGGAUAAAGACACUGUCUUAGUUCUGGCCAAUUAUAUUUUCUUUAAAGGGAAUUGGAGACACAGCUUCGACCCAAGUCUCACUGUGACCAGGCCCUUCUCGGUGAGCGAGAGGCUCAUGAUCCCGGUGCCCAUGAUGCAGCGUCUGGGCCGGUUCCAGCUCCAGCGCUUCCCCGACCUGCACAGCCAAGCGCUCCGCCUGCCCUACAGCUGCAACGCCACCGCCGUCUUCAUCCUUCCCGACGUGGGCAGGAUCCGGGAGACGGAAGAGGCUCUGAUGAAGGAGGAUUUGGACACAUGGACUCAGCCCUUCCCGCUAAGAAAGAGGAAGCUGUAUUUUCCAAAAUUCUCCCUACCUGGGAAUGUUCAGCUGGACAACCUCUUGCCCACAAUAGGCAUGUCGGAUAUAUUCAGCUACCACGCACACCUCUGGGGAAUUUCUCUGCAAACCAUGCCCAUGAGGGUCUCCAACGCGGAGCACAGGGCAGAACUGACCAUGGAUGAGGAAGGAGCAGAAGAGGCAGAUGACAGGGACCUCCAGGCCCUCGACAAGCACUUCCUGCCCCGGCUCCACUUCAACAGGCCCUUCCUGCUGCUGGUUUUUGAGGAAAGCAGCCGCAGCCUUGUCUUCCUAGGCAAAGUGCUGAACCCCAAAACAGAGUGGUAG